UGUUAUUCGUAGCUGCUACGAGCAAAGUGAUCGUUAUUUGCAGUAUAAAAGGUUUAUUUGCGUAGAAGUUUAUAACAUUCGUAUGAUAUUUAUAAGUAAUACUGUGUUUGGUUUUACAAUCGAAGUUGAAUUUGGUAGUAUUGAGAAGUGCAUAAAUAUCAACAAAAUUGUAGGUUUAUACACAUAUUUACGAGUUUGGUCGGUAAGGAAGGAAAGACGAUAACUGUUGAAAAGUAAAGAGGAACGUGUUUCGUUUCGGGGCCAGCUAGUAGACUCAUCAACAACAAGGCUUCCUAGCAGGCCCCUAGGGUUGGAUACUAGAAUAGGAAAAAUCAGAUCGUAUAUUAUUUAACGUAACUGGUGGCAAAACAAUCGUUAGCGAGAAUCGCUUCUGGUGGCAGGCGUAGGAGUGUCCAUAUUUGUUUAUGGCCAUUGGCACGUGCGACUAUAUAAAAUCGAAAUUGAUCGACAGGGAAGUUUCUUAAUUGUUGCUAUACUCGCGAUAAAGAUAAGGGAGAGAUUCGUAUUUUUUUAAUGGAAAAUAUAUUUUGUUCAGUUCAUACGAUUUAACAGUACAAUAAAAUAUUUAUAUCUUCCACGUUGUCCGUUCAGCGUUCCUUCUUUUUGGUUGCCUAUAUUCAUCUUUUUAACGUUGCGUCUUUAUUUCGAGUGCCGCGCCAUUCCGCGGCCGUCACCAGAGGGUUUCUGUCCGUGGUGUCGCCACGAUAUAAUAACGUAUUUCGCGUAUAAACAGUGUGUGAAGCUGGUCUUAACCUUGUACAUAACGUUUCGCAUUCGACGUUACAAUAUAUUAAUCAUCAGCUACAUAAAAUUGUAAAAGUAGUUGAAAAAGAUCCAAAUUGAAGAAGAUUACAAUGAGCCCAUUAAAUCGAGGACCUCUGCUAGGGCCAAGAGUUAUACGUACACCCGCUAUUAUACCGCCACCGCCUCCUAGAUUUGGUGGUAGACUUCCACCUCCUGGUUUACCACCAAGAAUGCCACCACCUCCGAUGAAUCCUGUUUUUGGACCAAUAAGACAAAGAUUACCACCGCCACCACGACCAGGAGUAAGUCGACCUAGUGGACCCAUGCCAUUGUUUGGUCCAAGAGUCAGAGGGAUGGCUCCUAUGGUUCCGCCGAUGGGCUUAAGAGGUGUAGGACCUAGAGGACCAUUAAUGAGGCCUUGGCAUAGGAGAGCAUUACCUCCUCAGAUAUUAUCUCAUAUGAGACCAAGAUUUUCUAUUGGCAAUGGCAAUGCAAAAGGCAAAGCACUGAAUAAUGUGAAAAAAGUCAGUAAACUUGAAGAAUUAGAACUAAAGAAGCCAUGGAUGACUGAUGAAAUUCGAAGUGAAAUACAAAAGAAAAAUAAGCUGUAUGCUAAAGCAAAAAAGAAUAAAGAUGCAAAAGAGUGGGAAGAAUUUAAGGAUUUAAGAAAUAAAGUAACAAGGAUGAUCAGAGAUGCUAAAAAUGAUUAUCUUGCAAAACAUCCAGAACAGGCUCAUCUUUAUCCAAGUGAUGAAGAACCAUAUGAUCAAAGAGACGAAAAUUAUACCAGUUCAGAGGAUAAUGAAUCAUUUUAUUGUGAAAUGUGUGAUAAAGAUUUUUCAUCCGAGGAUGCUCUUUCUGAACAUAAAAGAGAACACAAACUUUGCGGUAUUGAUGGAUGUACUUUCUCUGCUCAUCCAUUACUAGUUGAAAGGCACAUUACUAUGCAACACAGUACUGGUUUGUACCAUAAAAUAAAAAAUGUAUCAACUCCCGAAGAGAUUGAAAAAUGGAUAAUGGAGCGAAAGAGAAAAUAUCCUACAAAAAAUAAUAUUGAAUUGCGAAAAGCGGAAGAAAUGGAAAAAAUCCAAAGAGGAGAAAUAAUUAAAAAACAAGAGACUACUAAACAGAGAAGAAAAAAAUUUAUACGUUCUAAUAAUCGUAAAAGGACAACAAAAAGAGAAAUUAUUAAGAUAUCUAAUAAUUUUAUAGAACAAAGUGAGAAAUAUAGAGGUUUAUAUAAAUUUUCUGGAACAUCAAGCUUAAAAAAUGAAGAAUUACAUAUGGAAGAUCAAUUUAAAGGUGAAAUUGAAAAUGAUUGUGAAAGAAAUAUUAAUUGCAUUUCUGAUGAAGAAGAAACAGAUACAUUAUCAAAAUCUACUAUUGCUGUUUGUAAUGUACCCAAUUUAGUAGCAGAUUAUGGAAGUACUUCCGAAGAAAGUGAUGCACCUGAAGAAAUACCAUUUAAGAAAACAAAAUUGGAUAAUGACGCAAUAGAAGAAAGUAAUGUAGUGAAAGAAAUAGUUGUCCAGAAUAAUUUACAGUUAAUAGAUACAAAUCCUAUAUCUAAAUUUAAACGGUCUAGUACAUUAAAUCAAAAUUCAAAAAAUAAAGAACAAAAAAUAACAAUUAAUAGAAAACAACCAUACACAUCGCAAUUAUUGCAAAAAUUACUUUCAAGAUCUAUUCAACACGAAAGAAAUUUAAUUUGUCAAUGUGUAAAAUAUAUAGUAGAUAAUAAUUUUUUUGAUUAAAAUUUUCUAAUUAUAUGCAU
Messenger RNA from Frieseomelitta varia, 2539 nucleotides. Its product is annotated as nuclear fragile X mental retardation-interacting protein 1-like. Gene Ontology annotation, cellular component: nucleus. The transcript has 6 exons. Bases 876 to 2519 code for a protein of 547 amino acids. Gene Ontology annotation, molecular function: RNA binding. NCBI's taxonomy places the organism in Eukaryota, Metazoa, Arthropoda, Insecta, Hymenoptera, Apidae. Gene Ontology annotation, biological process: box C/D snoRNP assembly. The record is from RefSeq and is a predicted model, not a curated record.